This is a messenger RNA of Coregonus sp. 'balchen', 13789 nucleotides long. NCBI's taxonomy places the organism in Eukaryota, Metazoa, Chordata, Actinopteri, Salmoniformes, Salmonidae. The record is from the annotation of a GenBank genome assembly.
GGUAUACACUACCCAUCUCUUCUUCCCACAGACAGAAACUACCAUUUCCAGUAUGGCGUUUUGCCUUGAGAAAUGCGAGGUGUCCCUGCCCACAAGCAGCGGACUGCGUCUAAGAAGGUUGGCACUCUGCAGUUAUCCUGUGGUGCUUGCCGCUGGCAUUGGCAGCUUCUCACAGGCCCGAAAGCCACUGAGAGAGACAAGUGGAGUCCCCAUGGGCACUGAAUACAGUAAGGGAAGGCUACGAACUCCAACUCCGAUGCUGGCCACCGCUAUAGUUUUGGUGCCUCAAAUGUCUCAGGGUCUUCUAGUGUUGACGCCCUGGUUGACUGAAUGUUUCCGAAUUAGUUCAGAUGAAGGAGUGUCAACCUACAUCCAAACCCAUCAUUCUGACCAAGGGUUCUGCCUCGCGAUGUCCAUAGACUCUACUCUCAUGAUGGCAAAAUCCUAUCCUACCUCAACCGUUUCUGGCUCGGACGAGCCAUGUCUGUGUUAGAGUGCCAACAGUUACUCAGCCUACUGACGAUGGCUUCACUGUUGGUUCCGCUGGGCAUUCUCCAUCAGGCCACUCCAGCGACGGUUCAGCUCCCACGGCCAGCACCCAAAACAACACCGUCAACGGUUGAUGAUGAGUGCAUGUUUGAGGAUUCUAUCGAAGUGGCUUUCCCGCUCCUUCCUGGUAAAGGGGGUGAGCCUGAUCAGAGUCCACUGCAGAGAGCUGGUGUGAACUGAAGCCUCUCUGACGGGUUGAGGUGCUAUGUUCAGAGGCAGCUAGCUGCUGGAUCCCCCCCAUGAAGUGGUCAACACAUCAAUGUGCUGGAGCUCAGGGUGGUUCGCCUAGCUCUUCAGAAGUUCCAGCCCUACCUGGUAGCACAGCAUUUCCUGAUCCAAUGGCUCAGGAGCUCUUGACAACCUUUUCUUCAGGCUGGGGGGUCCAGAUCCACACCGCCUCCAGCCUCUCAUUAGUGGACCAGCCUUCAGGAGAAUGUAGUGAACAUGUUGCGGAACGCCGUGGUUUCUUUCACAAAUGCGUCAUAUCAAAUGGGGUGGGGCAUAUUCUGUACCUGGUUUGAGAGUCAUAUGUGCAAACGGUUUUAUGGUUUUCACUGCUUGAUGCGGGCCAAGCGGCAUCCAUAUUGAGAGUGUAUUUAGCCGCUAUCUCGUCAUGACGACGGCCAAGAGAGACCCAUGGCUGGCUACCCAUUGCUCUCCAAAUUUAUGAAGGGAGUUUGACGUCUGUUUCCAGCAAUGGCACAGUUCUGGGCCAGAGCCUAUCGAUACAAAGACUCUCACAUUGGAUUGUGGACAUUAUUACUACAGCAUAUCAGCUGGCCAGCCGGCCUCUUCCGUCUGCUGUAUUGGCGCAUUCUACUAGAGGAGUAGCUACAUCGUGGGCACUGCUCCGAGGAGUUCCCCUCAAUGACAUUUGCGCCUCGGCCAGUUGGGCAUCGUGUAGCACCUUUUUCUAGGAACUAUCGAGUCGUUGUUGCCCCCACCAAUGAGGUCAGAACGACUGUGCUGGGUGUUGCUUCCGCUUCCCUGAGUGGGGAUGGAGGGACAUAGCAACUAUGACGGCCCUGAGCUCAGUCCAAUGGGACUUGGCUCUCUGUCUGGCCCUUAUCUAGUUCACAGAUUAAUCUGGUAUUGUGAACCUUGGACCACACACCCACUCCACUAAAUAGCAGGCUAGUGAUUGCUUUGCAAUGCUUGCAGUUAGCCACUGAUUCCUUCCAAACCACUCAUUGUUGAAUUUGCGAUUUCCAACUUGUUGUGUAAUGUUUAUGUCCAAUGGCCGAUGAGCACCAAUACGUUUUAUCUAUAAUUUCUCUUCAUAAUUUCUCUUCAUGUGACAAGGAUUGAAAAGGAUUUGCCAGUAGAUUGUCAACUUGAUUCAAGAUGAUGACUGCUAGCUUGCUGGCUAAGAUUUUGAAAGUAUGAUGUUGACAUGAUCAGUCCAAUUAACGCUACGGUACAUAUAACGUGAUUUGACAUCAUUUUAUCUGUGGCCAAUGACCUUGAGCCUUCUUGGAUGGGCACUUCUAAUGUAACUCUAUGGCAGCACCCAAGGGGCUUGCAUUUUCGAGCUCUCCCCUUAGAUUUUUGCGGUGACGUAGUGUCCCCAUGAGUGACAGAACACUGAGCCAAUCAUGGCACAACUAGAGAAUAUUACCAACCCCUACACUCCGUAUAUUCCACUGGCUGCCCCACCACCACAGAAAGCACUGAGCUAGGCUGAAACACCUGCAUUUUGGAGCUGCCUUACUCAAGAAAGCAAAAAAUCGACCAUGUUUGUAUGCGGCUCUGCCCCACCUGCCCUGAAUGACGGGUCGCCACUGCUGUACAGCUUUACACUCUUCCCAUCACCCAUGCCACUCCCUUCUCCUUCGUUUCAUUGGUUUGGUCAUUGUCUGACACAGAGGAAAUAUUAUAUCGCUUUCACAGAUCCACAAAAAGAACAGAAUAAAGAUGAUCAAAGAUUACAAAGGUUAAGUGGAGUGUUGAAUCAGUUGACUCAUAACACUAUAAUGUUAGUCAAUAUGAAGUUCCACCGCUUGGUACAAUAUUUCAAUCACUUGGGUAAAUUUAUGAAUGCACAUUGUAUUUUCCAUUUUCCCUGCAUGUUCUUCUUACUGACUAAAUGUUAAUUUAGUACAGGGCUGAUUUUCCUGUUAGUCCCGCUCUCAAGUGUGGCUGCCUGGAGAUGAGGUAAGGAUCGUUCUACUUUUGAUGAUUCUACAGGAUGUGAAUGAAAAUAAAAACAUUCUGUAGAACCUGUGUCCGCAUCCUCAACAGAAAGCAUUUAUGAGAAUCAUUGAGAGGUUUACAAUAAAAGGCAUUAUUAAUAAACCUGUUUGUUUCCUGUUUUGAGUCCAGGUGACUACUUCAUGAAGCUGGUUGAGAGAAUGCCAAGAGUGUGCAAAGCUGUCAUUGUGACGAGGUGUGAAAGAAGGAGUCAGGCGCAGGAGGUAAAAUACCAUAGUCCAGAGUUUUGCCGUUUGCAUAAAUCAAACGCCCCAAGCGUCAAACGAAACUGUACAAGGGAAACCAUCCACCUUGGCCAUAACACGCUCUCACAACAAAACAAUCACUCACAAAGACAAGGGGAACAGAGGGAACACUUAUACACAUUCUAAUUAGGGGAAUGAGCACCAGGUGUGUGUGAUUGACAAGACAUGACAAGUGGAGUGAUGAGAAUGGGAUCGGCAGUAGCCAGUACUCCGGUGACAGCGAACGCCGAAACCUGCCCGAACCAGGAGGGGGGGCAGCCUCGGCGGAAGUCGUGACAGUACCCCCCCCCUGACGCGCGGCUCCAGCAAUGCGUCGACCCUGGCCUCGGGGAUGGCCAGGAGGACGCGGAGCAGGGCGAGUCGGAUGGCGACGGUGGAAAUCCCUCAACAGGGAGGGAUCGAGGAUGUCCCGCCUUGGGACCCAGCAACGUUCCUCCGGACCGUACCCCUCCCACUCCACGAGAUACUGAAGGCCACCCACCCGACGCCUCGAAUCCAGGAUGGAACGGACCGAGUACGCCGGGGCCCCCUCAAUGUCCAGAGGAGGUGGAGGAACCUCCCGUACCUCAGACUCCUGGAGCGGACCAGCUACCACUGGCCUGAGGAGAGACACAUGAAACGAGGGGUUAAUACGGUAAUCAGGGGGAAGUAACAACCUGUAUGUCACCUCGUAUAUCUCACUGGUCAUCCCCAAAGCCAACACCUCCUUUGGCCACCAUUCCUUCCAGUUCUCUGCUGCCAAUGACUGGAACGAACUGCAAAAAUCUCUGAAGCUGUAGACUCUUAUCUCCCUCACUAACUUUAGGCGUCAGUUGUCAGAGCAGCUUACCGAUCACUGCACCUGUACACAGCCAUUCUGAAAUUAGCCCAUCCAACUACCUCAUCCCCAUAUUGUUAUUUAUUUUGCUAAUUUGCAACCCAGUAUCUCUAUUUGCACAUCAUCUUUUGCACAUCUAUGUUAAUACGAAAUUGUAACUAUUUUGCACUAUGGCCUAUUUAUUGCCUUACCUCCAUAAUUUACUACAUUCGCACACACUGUAUAUAUAUUUUCUGUUGUAUUUUUGACUUUAUGCUUAAUCUUGGCCAGGUCGCAGUUGUAAAUGAGAACUUGUUCUCAACUGGCUUACCUGGUUAAAUAAAGGUGAAAAAAAACAACAACAAAAAAAACCUGUGGGCUCAGCUUCCGACAGGGCAGGCGGAGGGACAGAUUCCGGGUCGAGAGCCAGGUACGAACACCGGGGCCUCCCUGCGGUGGCGGUCAGCGUUGGCCUUCUGACGACGCACAACGCACUGGAGGCGAACGUGGGCAGCGUCCCAAGUCUCCUCCUCGCGCCGAAACCAGUCAUCCACCGCAGGAGCCUCGGUCUGGCUCUGGUGCCACGGUGCCAGGACCGGUUGGUAACCCAAAACACAUUGGAUGGGUGUUAGGUUAGUGGAGGAGUGGCGGAGAGAGUUCUGAGCAUAUUCUGCCCAUGGCAGGAACACCGACCACUCCCCCGGCCGGUCCUGACAGUAGGUCCGCAGGAACCUACCCACAUCUUGAUUCACCCUUUCCACCUGCCCAUUGCUCUCGGGGUGAAAACCAGAGGUCAAGCUGACCGAGACCCCCAGACGUUCCAUGAACACCUUCCAGACUCUAGACGUGAACUGGGGACCUCGGUCGGACACUAUAUCCUCUGGUACCCCAUAGUGCCGGAAGACGUGAGUAAACAGAGCCUCCACAGUUUGUAGGGCCGUGGGGAGACCGGGCAGAGGAAGGAGGCGGCAGGACUUUGAAAUGUGGUCCACAACGACCAGCAUAGUGGUGUUACCUUGGGAGGGGGGAAGAUCAGUGAGAAAAUCAAUACUCAGGUGAGACCAUGGUCGUUGUGGAACUGGUAAAGGUUGUAGCUUACCCGCUGGGAGGUGCCUAGGUGCCUUACUCUGGGCGCACACUGAGCAUGAGGAAACAUACACCCUCACGUCCUUAGCCAAGGUAGGCCACCAGUACUUCUCAGUCAGGCAGCGCAUUGUACGACCGAUACCUGGAUGACCAGAGGAGGGUGACGUGUGUGCCCAGUAGAGCAGACGAUCACGGAUAAGCGCAGGCACGUACUGCAGCCCAGCUGGACACUGCGGUGGAGAUGUAUCUGUGCGUAAUGCCUGUGCUAUAUCUGCGUCCAUUGCCCAUACUACCGGCACCACAAUGCAUGACGACGGGAGUAUGGGGGUGUUGUCUCUCCUCUGUGUCAUACAGCCGAGACAGUGCGUCUGCAUUCACGUUCUUCGUACCCGGAAUGUAUGAGAGUGUGAAAUCAAACCGGGUGUAGAAGACGGCCCACCUGGCCUUGCGAGGAUUCAGCCUCCUCGCUGCCCGAAUGUACUCAGGUUACGGUGGUCUGUCCAGACGAGGAAAGGGUGUUUCGCCCCUUCGAGACAAUGUCUCCACACCGUCAAAGCUCGGACAACAGCCAACAGCUCCCUAUCACCAACGCCGUAGUUCUGCUCUGCCGAGCUGAGCUUCUUAGAAAAGAAGGCACAGGGGCGGAGCUUGGGUGGCGUGCCCGAGCGUUGGGAUAAGACAGCUCCUAUCCCUACCUCGGACGCAUCCACCUCCACUACGAACGGUAGUGAUGGAUCGGGGUGAGCCAGUACCAGGGCUGAGGUGAACAGACCCCGCAAUCUACUGAAUGCCAAAUCAGCCUCAGCAGACCAGUGGAGCCGGGACGGCCCACCCUUCAACAAGGAGGUAAUGGGAGCUGCGACCUUGCCAAAGCCCCGAAUAAACCUUCGAUAGUAGUUGGCAAAGCCAAGGAAGCGCUGCACCUCCUUUACCGUGGUUGGAGUCAGCCAAUUACGCACGGCUGCAAUGCGGUCUCCCUCCAUUUCCACACCUGUGGUGGUAAUGCGACAUCCGAGGAAGGAGAUUGACUGCUGGAAAAACUCACACUUCUCUGCCUUGGCAUAAAGAUCAUUUUCCAGCAGUCAGACCAGUACUUUGCGAACCAGGGACACAUGCUCGGCGCGCGUAGUGGAAUACACCGGGAUGUCAUCGAUGUAGACCACCACACCGCGACCAAGCAUGUCCCGAAACAUCUCGUUCACAAAGGACUGGAAAACGGAUGGAGCAUUCAUCAAACCGUAGGGCAUCACCAGGUAUUCAUAAUGCCCCGAGGUUGUACUGCAGGCUGUUUUCCACUCAUCCCCUUCCCGAAUACGCACCAGGUUGUAGGCACUCCUGAGGUCUAAUUUGGUGAAAAAGCGGGGCCCCAUGCAUUGACUCAAUCACUGAAGGAAUGAGGGGAAGAGGAUAACUAAAUCGUACCGUCACAUUAUUUCAGUGGUCGAUAAUCACAUUCUUCUUCACAAAGAAGAAACUUGAGGAGGCAGGUGAAGUGGAGGAACGUAUAUAACCCUGGCGCAGGGACUCUGUGACGUAUAUUUCCAUAGCCUCCAUUUCAGCCUGCGACAGGGGAUACACAUGACUCCUGGGAGGUACAGCGUCUACCCGAAGGUUUAUCGCGCAAUCCCCCUCCCGAUGAGGUGGUCAUUUAGUCGCUUGCAUCUUGGAAAACGCGAGUGCCAGAUCAUGGUAUUCGGGGGGAAUGCGCACGGUGGGGGUACCGUCUGAACUUUCCACCGUGGUCGCACUAACGGAAACACCUAGACACCUACCCGGACACUCACGCGACCACCCCGUAAGGUGACAACGAACGCCAAAGCCUGCCCGAACCAGGAGAGGGGGCAGCCUCGGCGGAAAGCAAAGCAAAGGGUGGCUUUUUGAAGAAUCUCAAAUAUGAAAUACAUUUUGAUUUGUUUAACACUUAUUUGGUUACUACAUUAUUCCAUAUGUGUUAUUUCAGAGUUUUGAUACCUUCACUAUUAUUCUACAAUGUAAAAUAUUGUAAAAAAUAAAGAAAAACCUUUGAAUGAGUAGGUGUGUCCAAACUUUUGACUGGUAGUGUACAUAUCAACACAUUCACUGGAGACUAAGGAGUCACAAAGAGGCUAUAAACAUGUAGCGGUAUUUCAUAUCAGGUUCCCAAUACAAUAAUAGUCCCAUGUAGCUCAGUUGGUAGAGCAUGGCACUUGCAACGCCAGGUUUGUAGGUUCGUUUCCUACGGGGGGCCAGUAUGAAAAUCUAUGCACUCACUAACUGUAAGUCACUCUUGAUAAGAGCAUCUGCUAAAUGAGUAAAAUGUAAUAAGAUUGAAUAGAUUUAUAGUAAAAUACAGUAUUUAUUAUGUUACUACACAGUUUACAGCAAAAGUGGGUGACAAAGUAUCUAACGCCAAUUUCUUUAAUCAAGAGUCAAAAUGCAUAUAAUAUAAUAUAUAAUAAUAAUAUAAUAUAUGCCAUUUAGCUGAUGCUUUUAUCCAAAGCGACUUACAGUCAUGUGUGGUCCCGGGAAUCGAACCCACUAUCAUGGUGUUGCAAGCGCCAGCCACAUGCCUGAUGCAGACAGCACCAAAGGCCUACAGAGUACCUCUUUAGUACUACCAGCCUCAUUAUCAUGUUCUAAAACUAAGAUGACAACAAUGCUAGUAUAGGCCAUUUUUUUCUACUGCUGCAGAUUGCCAACACUUUUUGAUAGUAAACCCUCUACAACUGUAAUAUUCGCUAAUAUUCUGUAUGGCCAUGGAUACAUAGGCUAUUGCAGAUUUUUUCUAGGUGACAACAAGGAAAGGGAAGUGACCGACUCCAGUGACUCAUCCCCAAACGAAAGCUAGGGUUUCACCGAUGUGUUAUUGGUAUUUGAGAGUGGAAUUAUAGUCCACACAUGCCUUUCUGACAGGUUGUCAGUCCCAGUGCCACGCCAUAUUCUGCUUCCUCAUAAGCUAUUGUCUGUUAUUGAGCAGAGAUGCAGAUGCUUGCAUAGAUAACGUGUCUGCUUGGAACUGUGCCCAUAUAUUAUUCACUGCCAAUAACCAGUAUAUACAUUAUUUACUCAACUACAUAGACCAGGAAUAGAUUUAGUCUAUUUAAAAAAUAUUUAUAUACACUACCGUUCAAAAGUUUGGGGUCACUUAGAAAUGUCAUUGUUUUCGAAAGAAAAUCAAUUUUUAUGUCCAUUAAAAUAACAUCAAAUUGAUCAGAAAUACAGUGUGCCCUGUGUCCAACCCAACGAGGCACAUGUGACAGACCUUCAGACGCGCUCGAAACCCCUGCACCCAUCAGAUUCAACCCCCAUAUCACCACCCUCACUUUGAAGGGACACACCUGAGACUGUCUCCCUAACAUCUGGUCAGGACGGGGGAAAUUAGAAUCGGAGACAGGUGUGGAGUGAGUGCGUGUGUAGCAGGGGGAUUUUUCAUUAGGAGUCAGAGAAACCGAGCCAGGACCAGAGGUCUGUGGCAGCGAGGGGAAACAGAACGGUUUGGCCCAGUUAGAAAGGUGCAAAUGGGCUCCGAAAACAACCGUAGAUGGUGUCCAUUAAAUACAUUAGGCCUACUCAUGGAGAAGUCUGGUACUAGUAGAUUAUUAACCUCUGAUGAGCCAGUUGAGUCAUUUAAAACAAAUUCGCAUUGGACAAUAACAACUGUGUGUGUGUGUGUGUGUGGAUGGAUGAAUUGACCGAUUUAAAAACAAUCAAUCGAAAGCAACAAGAAAUGUAUUCCCGUUAGCCCACAGCCGACAGCCAGGUAAAAAGCGCCACGGUGACGAAAAAGUAUUCGCAUAAUUUGCUAAGUGUUUGAAAUAUUCGGCGCAACCCAUAUUGCACAGGCGGCUGCGGUGCCCACCGACUCCGCCUCUUCUCCUAAAGUAUACAUUGUACGCACCUAGCCGAGCAGAUAGAGACCAAAGCAAGAUACUUGAGAGACAGAGUAGAUUAUCAACUCAAUAUUAGGUGAAUAAACUCAGACAUGGGAGACCAGAUGCACUAUGCCACCAGUGCCCAGAUUAUUGGAAUAAUGUUUAGAGAGGCAUCUCAAAUCAAGGUAAACCACUAUAGAAAUGAAUAAAUGUUGUGUGUGUGUGUGUGUGUGUGUGUGUGUGUGUUAUUCCAUUUUUGUGUAUACAAAUUGAUCCAUUUAAACAUUUUCCCUUAUAUUUGUGUCUGUUGAAUUUUUACAUAAUAUUUUAAAAUAAUGUAAUUUCAAAUAUUCUACAGAUGUUUCUGACCUCCAUACUGUGGUCUGAUGAGAGUGAAGUAAUUGUCUACAGAUCAUUCCUGGAGUUUAAGGAGUUUCAUGUAAGUUUUAAAUUGAACCUGCACAUCAAUAACGGGGCAGCAGGUAGCCUAGCGGUUAAGAGUGUUGGGUCAGUAACCGUGAGGUUACUGGUUUGAAUCUCUGAGCCGACAGGGUGAAAAAUCUGUCAUUGUGCCUUUGAGAAAUGCACUUAACCCUAAUCCUGUAAAUCGCUCUGGAUAAGAGUGUCUGCUAAAUGACCCAAAAAAGACAAUUAAGUGAUUGAUACAUCUUUAUCAAAAGAUGUUAUAUCCCUCCUCUUUUUCAACAGAGACAAUUGAAGAAGAGGUUUUCCCUUGGGAAUCCUUUCCGCAAGAGAGACAGAGUGAUUCCCAAAUUCAGAUGUAAGUCAACAACCUCACAGUCUCAUCUUUACCUCACAAUCUACCCCCAAACUAUUUAAACUCUCCUUCAUCACUCUCCUAUCUCACCUCCUCAUCACAUUCAUGUUGUUCUUCUUCCUACCUCAAUGAAAAAGUGAAACCCCAUCUAUAAAAAAAAAAACGGAAUACAUUUUCCUUUCUUUCACUGCGAAUACUGAGUGCAGACCUUACUAAUUGUUGUCUUCUCUCAGCCACAGAGAUGAGGAGAAAGUUCCAGGAGAAGUAUUCUAGUUGGUCGAUGCGUCAGAUUAAUUUACUGGAGAACUACUGCAGCGACCUGCUCAGGUGUGACACGUCUGUGACCUUCAGUUCAGAGGUCACUCAAUUCUUCAUGCCCAAAGACCACGACCUGCAGGCAGACUUCACCAAGAACAGGUAAACACAUACAAAUAUUCCUUGUUUCAGCCUCUUUAAAAAAAGUAAUUUCAGCCUUCUUAUUUCACUACACUUAUUAUUAAAUCAUGGAUCCACUUAAUGGAUGAGAGCAUCUACUUACUAAAUGGCAGCAUUGUUUUAAGAGCACUCGGGCCUUCUCAUAAAAACUUCAAGAAAAUGUCCAGCAGGUAUGUUACUGUCAGCGUUUGUCUCCUCUUUCACAGCAUCAUGAUCCUGCCAUUGAAGGAGGGGAACAUGAGCAGGCAGCGUCUGAGCAUGGGCAAUGGGACACACCCCUUUGUGAGCCAGUCUUACCGCUGUGUGGGGCCCUACGACACCAAAGACACUAAGAACAGGCCCUUUAAAGUGGCCUUGGAUGAGAGGCUGGACGUGCUCAUCAAAGACCAGGCAGGUUAGAGUCCUCUUUAAUAUAGUUGACUUUUAUUUACCUGUAUUUAAACGUAGUUUAGCCCACAUUUAAUUUCUCCCUCCACUGUUAACCUGGGAUAGGCUCCACUUUCAAGCUUUGUGUGGAGAAGCAUGGAAGUCAAGACUAGUCUAAUUAAGAGAAAUUAAUAUGAUAAUAGAUAAAUUCCUCCUCCUCUUACACUUCUUCUGUCUCGGUCUGUGUGUGUUCAUUCAGGCUGGUGGCUGGUGGAGAACGAGGAUAAACAGUUGGCCUGGUUCCCUGCUCCCUACCUGGAGAUGUGUGAGACAGAGGAGGAUGGAGAUGAAUUGGAUGGAAUUCCCUUGGGCGGUGAGAUACGUUUUACUGUACAUUUAUGCAUAUCCUGUCCACAGUCCAAACUUAAUCACAGUAAAUGUUGUGAGUUUGAUUAAUAUACUAGGCCUACUGUGGAUUGCACCUACAAUGGAUUGCAGUUAGAGCAUGGAUAAACCAUUCCAAAUAUCCUGUUUUGAAGUUAGAAUGUUCCACAGCCAUCCAAACACCAGGGGGCAGUCCUCAGCUAGAUAAAUCACGCUCAUUCCAACAAAGUAGAGAAUAUUAGACUGAGAUUGUAUUACAGAUUACAAGAUUGCAUUACAAGGUUUUCUGUCAUGGUUUUGAGAUUUGUCAAGAUCCACUAUCUACAGUGCCUUCAGAAAAUAGUCACACCCCUUGACUUAGUUCACAUUUUGUUGAGUUACAGCCUGAAUUCAAAAUGUAUUAAAUAUAUAUUUUGUCUCACCCAGUUACACACAAUACCCCAUACUGACAAAGUGAAAACAUAUUUUUAGAAAUGUUUGCACAUUUAUUGAAAAUGAAAUACAGAAAUAUCUAAUUUACAUAAGUAUUCACACCCCUGAGACAAUACUUUGUAGAAGCAUCUUUGGUGGUGAUUACAGCUGUGAGUCUUUCUGGGUAAGUCUCUAUGAGCUUUCCACUUUUAUUCUGAAAAACUCCCCAGUCCUUAAAGAUUAAAAGCAUACCCAUAGUAUAAUGCAGCUGCCUUGAAAAUAUGGAGAGUGGUACUCAGUAAUGUGUUGUAUUGGAUUUUCCCCAAACAUAACACUUUGUAUUCAGAACAAAAAGUUAAUUUCUUUGCUACAUUUUUUGCAGCAUUACUUUAGUGCCUUGUUGCCAACAGGAUGCAUGUUUUGGAAUAUUUUUAUUGUGUACAGGCUUCCUUCUUUUCACUCAAUUAGGUUAGUAUUGUGGAGUAACUACAAUGUUGUUGAUCCAUCCUCAGUUUUUUCCUAUCACGACCAAUAAACUCUGUAACUGUUUUAAAGUCACGGUUGGCCUCAUGGUGAAAUCCCUCCGGCACCUGAGUUAGGAAUGACGCCUGUAUCUUUGUAGUGACUGGAUAUAUUGAUACACCAUCCAAAGUGUAAUUAAUAACUUCAGCAUGCUCAAAGGGAUAUUCAAUGUCUGCUUUUUUUUUAUUUCUACCAAUAGGUGCCCUUGUUUCCGAGGCAUUGGAAAACCUCCCUGGUCUUUGUUGUUGAAUCUGUGUUUGAAAUUCACUGUUCGACUGAGGGAUCUUACAGAUAAUUGUAUGUGUGGAGUACAGAGAUGAGGUAGUCAUUCAGUGAGUCCAUGCAACUUAUUAUGUGACUUGUUAAGCAAAUUUUUACUCCUGAAAUUAUUUAGGAUUGCCAUAACAAAGGGGUUGAAUAAUUAUUGAUUCAAGACAUUUCAGCUUUUCAUUUGUAAUUAAUUUGUAAACAUUUCAAAUUCCACUUUGACAUUAUGGGGUAUUGUGUGUAGAUCAGUGACACAACAUCUCAGUUGAAUCCAUUUUAAAUGCAGGCUGUAACACAACAACAUGUGGGAAAAGUCAAGGGGUGUGAAUACUUCUGAAGGUUCUGUAUACAUUCCCAGAAGAACUACUGCUGAUGGUAUUGUAGAAAGGAAUCUCUGUUGUUGUUUUAAUCCACUUCCUGGUUUGUCCCUCAGGAACUCUCUUCUGCGCUGUGAAGAGUUACUCCACUAAGAAUCAUGACGAGGUGCCUGUUCCUAUUGGCUCUGUGGUAGAGGUGCUGAGGAAAUCAAACGACGGAUGGUGGCUCAUCAGGUAUGUCAACAUGUAACUAUCUGUCUGAAUGUCUGCCUCUCAGAAUGCUAUACAGACAAAGCAAUCAAAACUGAUUUUUUUUGGUCAGGUCUGCGAUACAAGACAAUACAACCAAUGUACAACCUCUCAUUGUCUUGGCUAAAACCAGGCAGCAGGAAUGUGGGAGGAAUUGUUGAAUGCGUUGUCAAAUCAAAUCAAAUCAAAUCAAAUUUUAUUGGUCACAUGCGCCGAAUACAACAGGUGCAGACAUCACAGUGAAAUGCUUACUUACAGCCCUUAACCAACAGUUACUCCAAACAUGUGAUUAUAGUUUGAUUUGAUUUGACUAUGUGAACAGGGAGCACCUAAUUAGCUGGCAACCAAAAGUUAAUACCUGAAAUAAAAUGACAUAAGUAAGGCGAUCCUGCGGUUUUCAUACAUUUAUUUGUUAACAAACAACAGCCAGGAGAAAACCUGUUCCCUUUGACAAAUGAUGAUUGAUGGUGACUAACGGCACCACUUUGACAUUCUGUCAAGCAAAGACAUGAAAGUCAUCACCUGAAGAUGUCCUGUAAAAAACAACAACUCUUUGAGCCCUGAGUGAUGUAACUCUUUUCCCCUCCAGGUAUAAUGGCAGGACAGGCUAUGUCCCCUCCAUGUACCUGCAGCCUUACAACAACCCACGUGCUGGCUUCCUCACCCUGCAGAGGAAGCUGCACAGCUCCUCUCUCAAUCUGGCAACCCACAUGAACAGCUCUACUCUCAACCUGGCAUCCAGUGGGAGCAGCCAAUCUGGCAACCGCUACCCAGCCACCUUGUAUGAGGAGACAGAGCUGCAGGAGCACACGACCCAGCCCAGGGGUGAUCCGUAUCGGGCCCCCCGUCUCCAAAAGACCCGCUCUCUGGAGCUCCUGUCUGAGACCCGUCCCGGCACGGCCGUCCCUCCAUCCCAGAGAGAGAAAGAAGACCUGGAGUCAAACCUGGAUCCGGCAAUCCGCAAGAGCACCAUCAGCGGGGCCAGGUCCUCCAACUCUGACUUCAGCUCGUCAGGCAUUGAGUCUCUGGGCCGGAGUGUCGGGGGGCCUUCCACCAGUGAGGAGGAGCCCCAGAGCCCCCCACACAGCCCCAAGUCCUCACCCCAGCCAAGGGAGAGCAACAGUGGAUGCAGCAGCCCAGAUGAGAGCCUCUCCUCCAGCUCCAGGCCUGCGGCUGGGUCCUGUAAGAUGCCCACCGCUGCCCCCAGGGUGCCCCCGCGACCCAGAGCCCAGGAGAUCCUGACCCGGUGUACCUCCAUUACCUGCAAGGCUGCCCUGGCCUCCAGGGGGGAGUUCUCCCUGCAGGACCGCAUCCAGACCCAC